Messenger RNA from Closterium sp. Yama58-4, 570 nucleotides. The record is from the annotation of a GenBank genome assembly. Lineage: Eukaryota; Viridiplantae; Streptophyta; Zygnematophyceae; Desmidiales; Closteriaceae.
AUGACCAUUACGAUCUGCAGCCCCUCGGCCGCUCUCCACUUCCCCGCCUCCCUGCCGGAAGGGCCUUCCGCUGUACCACGGACGUUCUCUUCCCCAUUCCCUUCCCCCUUUCCUUCCGCCGAUGGAGCUUUCGCCUCCCCUUCCGCCUCCCCUUCCGCCUACCGUUCCGCCUCCCCUUCCGCCUCCGCGUGGCCGCGCGCAUUUCCGACGAUGACUCCCAGACCGUCCGAAAGGAGUCUUUCCGCCGAUUCCAUUCCCGCGUGGCUGUCCGGAAGGAGCCUUUCCGCCGACUCCAUUCCCGUGUGGCCGUCCGAUGCCGCCGCCGCUGCGCGAUGCAGCGCGAUCAGCGGAGAACUGCUUUUUACGGUACCCCACGGAGGAGCUGCUGCUGCUACUAGCGGUAGUACCGCGGCAGCUGACGUGGCGCUUGGGGAUUGGUUCGACGAAGUGGCGGCAGCAUCAAUGGUUCAAACGGCACCAGGGGUGCUGAGGCGGAAGCCGCGGCAGCGACUGAUGGAGCAGUGGUUUCAUGAUGCGCCUGGUGGGCUCGUUUCGCUCGCAUUGCCUUGA